AUGUACUUCGGCCUGAGCCUCCUCAGCCUCUUCCUCCUACCUUUUGGAUUGGCAGCUGGUGGCUCAGUGUCGUCAGUCUCCUUGUCAGCCAUUGGUGCUGACGGCCAGGCUGUCACUACUGGAAAUCAGCUUCAAGCAAUCGACAUUUCCUUCACGACUGGUUCCAGCGGUACGAGCGAAGUGUACAUCGAGGUUCCUGCUGGGUUGAUCAGCGUGUCGGGAACAAGUAGCUUGGCGUUCACCUCCGUCAACCAAACGACAGUCACCUACACAACUACCACCCGGACAACGACUUUUGUCGAUGGCUCCGACGAUUCGGAUAAUGCGACGACGCAAACAACCACCACUACUCCGCCUGCCCGCCGCCUUCAGGCGCGAAGGUUGGCUGGUAAUUGCGAAGUCACAGGCGCCAGCAUCACUGGCACGACAAUGACCCUCAACGUCGAGGAUGGGGCGAACCCAGGAAGCCCAUGUCCCGCAGGGUCCACUGUUUCCACAAGCAUUACACAAGACUCUGGGGGAUCAGCUACUUUCAACAAUGCCCCCGCUGGCACGAUCAGCUUUACAGUGGCAACCAACACAGACACAAUUGUAGUUCCCGUUGCGCUCAGUCCAGAUGGCAGCGGUGGUUUCACCGUGUCCGUGGUCGGUGACCCCAUCACGUGGUAUGGUGGGAAGAAGAUCAAGUUUUGGUUUCCCAACUACAAGCUCAUGCCAAUGCUCAAAACGCCCGAGAUGACGAUUUGGGCAAGCACUUUCGAAGGCCCGACCGUGGACUACCAGUGGUUCGAGCGUUUCGUCGUUACAUCGUCAAACGGCAAUGAACUCGUCGACGUCAAAGUCCGGCACAUGCACCCGGGCAUGAACAGAAGCCACUUCCGUCGAGGUGACUUCAGGCAGUUAGACAUCCGCCUGCAGGGCUCCAAGCACCUGCGUUCCCAUGCUCAGAAGUUGUUUGCAUCCGCUGAUGGGAAGGUGAAGAUUGGCGUGGGUGCCCGGGCUUACAACCCUCCACGUGUGCACUUCUCACCCUUGGUGGAGUUUGUGAUGGUUGAGAGUGAAUCGAUAUCCUUCAUGGUCCAUGCUUCACAUGCUGGAGCAGAGUUUCCCACCGAUGUUGGCAAACAGGUCAAAUACACACACCUGGACUGGAUCAACCUGGACAUGAUUUCGGCCAAGAACUUUGGAGGCAUUCUUCCUCAGCUCUGGGGUGUCAUCCCACGCACGGCAGAGGUUGAGGAGAUGCUCAUCGCCCCCAGCAAGCGUGAAUCGGAGGUCGUAUGCAAAGAGCUCUCGUCUGAAAGUCGUGGCCACGUGUGCGGUCUGGCGAGUCAGUGA
This is a messenger RNA of Symbiodinium natans, 1338 nucleotides long. The record is from the annotation of a GenBank genome assembly. Lineage: Eukaryota; Dinophyceae; Suessiales; Symbiodiniaceae.